This is a messenger RNA of Penicillium chermesinum, 201 nucleotides long. RefSeq lists its product as uncharacterized. The record is from RefSeq and is a predicted model, not a curated record. The transcript is spliced from 3 exons. Bases 1 to 201 code for a protein of 66 amino acids. NCBI's taxonomy places the organism in Eukaryota, Fungi, Ascomycota, Eurotiomycetes, Eurotiales, Aspergillaceae.
AUGCCUGCCUACCAUCUUGGACAGCGCGUCAACUACAAACCUGUCGGAGGCCCGAACUCCAACACCAGCUCCAGCACCGGAGUCAUCCGCAACGAGCCGGAUAUGAGGACCGGCAAAGAGCCUCACUACGAGAUUGAAAACAUGAAAACCCACAAGAGUUCAUCCAUCAAAGAAAGCAACAUCAUUGGCCCUGCUGAAUAG